AAUGUCGUUCUUAAAUUUGUCAAUUCUCUGGCUCAUCUGCUGUGUUGCCACUGCUGCAACACAAACUUGUCAGAUAGAAGAUUCAAAGUUCUACAGCUUAAAAUGCCAGGAAUUAAGCAGUCUCGAGGAGAUAAACGAUUUCCCUACAAAAAAACUUUGCGGGUUAGAAAUCAUAAACACGCAAACAAAGCUAACUAUUGGAACAGUGAACAGUUCACUGAAUAUGCCGCGAUUGUCGUUCCUCUAUCUGUCGCAUGUGCCACGCCUUGAACUUCUCAGUGAAGGCUUCUCCAAUCUUCCCUAUCUAAUGCAUCUCAACAUCUCCGGCUGUGGGGUGGAACAACUGCUGGCCUCGCACUUUCCUACCGUUUGCCCGAUAAUAGAGUUCGACACCAGCGACAAUAAGCUAAGUGUUCUCACAAAGGAUUUGCUUAGCAAAUUUUCUAAAUUGAUUUUUGCUGUUUUCGCAAAUAAUUCAUUGACUCAUGUAGAAGUGCCAUACAUGCGAUCUUUAGGUAUCUUAGACCUUAGUCAUAAUAACUUGACAACCUUCAACAUCACCUUGGGCAAUUGUCCAUACUUGAGAAAGCUGUACCUCAACAACAAUAAGCUCACUCAGUUCCAGAUUACACUCCCUGCUGAAGUAGUUGACUCAUCAGUAGAGAAGGUUCUUAGACUGAAAAAAUUGGAUCUCUCAAAUAACUGCAUAAGUGAGCUUAUCGAAAACCAAUUCGAAUUGCUUGGUGAACUUGAAAUACUGGAGUUAUCUGGCAAUAGAAUCACCACUCUGAAGAGUGCUCACUUCGCUGGUCUGACAUCCUUACGCCAUUUGCAUUUGGCGUCAAACUACAACAUGGAGCUAAUAGGACACACUUUUGAGGCCCUCGAGCAACUGGAGACACUCGACUUGUCCUACAUUUUUCUCGAAAAUCUGAGUCCGCAUCUCUUCGGAUUCAAACAGGUGAACAAGAAAGGUCGCUAUAAAUAUUUGCCAAUGGUUCACAUGCGUAAGCUUUCUCUAACGGGCAAUAUGCUCCAACAUCUGCACCCUAGAACCUUUAAAAAAUUGCCCUUUUUGGAUACACUCUUGCUCGCCGAUAAUGCAUUGCGUGUGCUUCCCGCGGGCCUUUUUGUUCCAAUCCGAAAUCUGAGGAUGCUUGAUGUGGGUCACAAUCAAUUGAUUAAGAUAAGCAGAGAUCUUCUGGAGGCUCUAAGCAAAAUCACGGUUCUACAAAUUGACUAUAAUCAGCUGUCUUAUCUACCCGACUUGAAUGGGACUCUGCCCAAUUUGGUGCGUAUGGACGUCGAGGGAAAUCCCUGGCAAUGCGACCUCUUUGCCCAAACGGAGCGUUGGCUAAUCUCAAGAAAAAUAGCGUAUAUAAAGCAUGACUACGACUGCAUUUGAGAAUUGUGUGUGAAAUAAGUUCGUCGAUGGAUACUAUAUGAAGGUGUUAUGUAUUAAUUUCCAAUGUUUUAAAAGAUUUGAUUGUGAAAUAGCAAAGUUAAGAGUGUGUAUAUUUUAAAUGCUACAAUUACUAACAAA
This is a messenger RNA of Drosophila sulfurigaster albostrigata, 1543 nucleotides long. Its product is annotated as TLR4 interactor with leucine rich repeats-like. Lineage: Eukaryota; Metazoa; Arthropoda; Insecta; Diptera; Drosophilidae. Gene Ontology annotation, molecular function: protein binding. The transcript is spliced from 2 exons. The record is from RefSeq and is a predicted model, not a curated record. Bases 2 to 1405 code for a protein of 467 amino acids.